CUGAGUGAUUCAAUAGAAAGUCUUCGGUGACAAGGCUUGUCCAAAAACGGGAUAUUUUGACUGGGAUUUCUCGUGUUGGGGGGCCUCCUUGGUUUUGUUAACCGAGCAGGGACGCUAUGGAGCACUACCCGGAUCAGCAGGCGUACGACGGCAUGGAGCUGCUCGAUUGGCUGUUUGAUCAAAACGACGGAAUCCUGCGGAACGAGGAAGAGGGACAUUGUGACAACCAGCAUCACCGCUGGCCCGAUCAGGAACCAAAUCAGAUGCUCCAGCUGGCUGAACAGGCCGACGCCGACUUCAUCCACGCUCUCCUGAGUGGAGGUGAAUCAGCGUCGGACUCGCCUCUCUGGUCCCCCGCGCCGAGCGACAGCGGUAUCAGCGAGGACCCGCCCUCGGACCAGAUGGAUAGCCCCCAACGACCCGAGAGCCCUCCCUGCGAUUUUCAUUGUCCUCUGAGGGCGCAGGGCAAGGCAGCGUUGGAGGCCCAAGUGCCCAUGAAACCCAACGUUUGGAAGGUCGAGCUCCCCGCCGACAGGACAAGAUUUCCUCAAUAUUCUUCGGAUGUAAACAGAGCGCCGCUGUGUUCUGGCUCCAGUCUGACUGUUAAGGAUCUGCUGCUGAGCGGCACGGCCGAACCCCCUCCGCAGCCAUUCCUGCAGUCCGUUCAAGAACUGAUACUCAACGAAGAUGAGAAGAAACUACUCGCCAAGGAGGGUGUGACACUGCCAAGCCAAUUGCCGCUCACCAAGUAUGAAGAAAGGAUCCUGAAGAAAAUACGCAGAAAGAUUCGCAAUAAGCAGUCAGCCCAGGAGAGCCGUAAAAAGAAGAAAGAGUACAUUGAUGGAUUGGAGAGCAGGAUGGCUGCAUGCAGCGCUCAUAACCAGGAGCUGCAGCGAAAAGUUUCUCAGCUGGAGAAAUGUAACAUUUCUCUAAUAGAGCAGUUGCGCCGGCUCCAAGUUCUCGUCAUGAAUACAUCCAACAAGCCAGCCCAGACUGGGACAUGCGUGCUGGUGCUCUUGUUGUCCUUCUCCCUAAUCCUCUUACCGAACCUCAAGCCCUACGCUGACACCAAAGUCAGCCAAGGAGACUACAGCCCAGUCAGAAUCCAGUCACGGUCCCUGCAGGACGUGGAGGGCUCCCGCAUGCUUCACAUCAUCGAUCCCCCGUUGCAGACCCAAGACGAACCGAAGCCUUUGCACCGGCAUUUCCCGGGAGAUUCGGGAAUGCAAAUCACCACCCUGAUGGGGAACAUGAAGCUGAACCAAGAACUGGACGCAAUGUCUCCGAACCGCAGUCACGGGGAAAGCCUCGGGGGGCAUUUCCACGUGGACCCGGUCACUGGCCACAUAGCCACGGUGACAUUGGAUCCAAAACACUCCACCAGACUCCCCCCAAACGCUGAUGACAUGUAAAAGAAGCUGCAAUUCCUUUGAAUUGUCACCAUCCUUUUCAUGGAGCUUUUUUUUUUUUUUUUUUGUAUGUUUUGUUUUAAUCAUGUCAUGAAUAUCCUAUAGCCGUAGUCUUGUUUGCCCUCUCUUCAUUGUCCCACAUCCUGUUCUUUGUAUAUGCGUUACUGAAUUUAUGUGAAACUGAAAUUAGUUGUCAACUUGCAUCCUCUUGAAUUAUAAGCGAUACCAGCUGUCUGAUCUCACUGGGUAAUUUGUUAUCUACACUGAACCCCUGUUUAUUGUGAGGGACACGUCGCAGACUUUUACGGGAAACUUUGUGAUAGGAAAUACUUUAGAAAUGUUUUUUUUUUUUUUUUGUAUACUGACCUACUGUAAACUAAUUAAAAACGAAUGUUUCUUAUGACCUGUUCUCAGACUUUCUAACAGUUCUCCUUGUUCAAAUUUACUGAAGACUGACAUUAAAAAAAGAGAAUAAAACAAUGUACAGUUUUCCUGUUGUUUCGUGACCAUGGAUGUAACUCAAAACACUCAUAUCAAAUCGUCUUUUCCCAUGGCAAUGAAUGUAAAUUUUAUGAACCC
This is a messenger RNA of Syngnathoides biaculeatus (alligator pipefish), 1988 nucleotides long. It is a transcript of the gene creb3l3a, whose product is annotated as cAMP responsive element binding protein 3-like 3a. The transcript has 10 exons. Bases 117 to 1412 code for a protein of 431 amino acids. The record is from RefSeq and is a predicted model, not a curated record. Lineage: Eukaryota; Metazoa; Chordata; Actinopteri; Syngnathiformes; Syngnathidae. Gene Ontology annotation, biological process: regulation of transcription by RNA polymerase II. Gene Ontology annotation, molecular function: DNA-binding transcription factor activity, RNA polymerase II-specific; RNA polymerase II cis-regulatory region sequence-specific DNA binding. Gene Ontology annotation, cellular component: nucleus.